This is a messenger RNA of Prorocentrum cordatum, 2697 nucleotides long. The record is from the annotation of a GenBank genome assembly. Lineage: Eukaryota; Dinophyceae; Prorocentrales; Prorocentraceae.
GAGGGCCGGUGCGCACAGGGGAGCUUCCUCGCGAGGGCGCCAGGGGGCUUGCGGUUGCCACCGCCGCGCAGGUUCCUCUUCACCUACGCGGCGGUGUUCUACUUGCUGGGCUACGAGCUGCUUUGGGCCACUGCCGCAGGCGGAGAGGCCACCGGCGCGAAGAUAACGGCGUCCAGGACGGAGGAGUCGGAGUCGGUGGCGCCCCAGAGGGCUCUCGAUCUGGCUUUCAUCUGCCUGCGGGAGGCGCUGCAGCGGCCGGGUGCGGCCCCCGUUGCCGCUGGCCCGCCCGGCGCGCCCGCCCAGCUUUCGGCGGCCAGGCCGAGGCUCGCCGCCCGGACCGAUCCCAAGCGACCCGCCAAGGUUGCAAAGGUGCGGACGGCGCGCGAGCUCCUUCAGCUCAAACCGGGCGCCGACCGGUCGGCCAUGGAACGCCAGUUCCGGCGGUUGGCCACGCCGCACCGCCCGGACAGGGCGCGCCAUCGCCCAUUGUCCGCAUCGGACCGCGCGGACGCCUCUCCCCUCUGGCCCAGGUUCUGCGACGCGAAGUCGCUCCUGCUUGGCGCCAUCGGCCAGCUCGUCCAGCGGAAACGGUUCGCGCUGAGCGCCCCCGUCGUGCGCGCGCUGCUCGUGCGCCCGCGCGCCCGGCUCGGCAGCACCUCGAAGUGGCGCGACGCGCCGCUUGCGCCGGGGGACGGCGCCCGCGUUCCGCACACUUUUUCCGACCGCGCCCCGCGACGCCAGUCGGACUCGCAGGACGCGCCGCCAGUGGCGUCGCCGCGGGGCUCUCGCCGCGCACCGCCGCCGCGGGGCGCUCGCGCGAGCACCCGCUCGGCUGGCCCAGCCGCCCGCGUCGCGGCCGCUCCGCCGCCGCGCGGCUCCGGCAGCGACCCCGCUUGCGACCUCGCUUCCGGAGCUCGCGACCCGCCCGCGGUCACCGGCUCGGCGAGCUCCGGGAGCUUGCCGGUUAUGCUGGGAACAAGCGAAGAGACUGGCGAGGGCGCGGGAGAGCUGGCGAAGCGAAUGCAGACGCUCUUAGCCGAGCUCGAGCGGCGCAAGGAUGCGAUGCGCAUCGCCCGCUCUCGUCUUGCUGAUUGCGUCAGAGAGGCCGCCUCCGCUGGAUUCCCUGAGGCGGCGGCGUGCUCGCCCUCGCCUGUGGCAGCGCCAACUGCCCUCGCGGAGGUGGACAGCGCCGCCGAGGCGGAGGCCAGGGUUGGUACGGGCUUGCACAGCGAGGCUGAGCCGGCGCGGCAUCGCGACGAGAGUGCCACCCUUGCCUGGGCGCCAGGGGGCUUGCGGUUGCCACCGCCGCGCAGGUUCCUCUUCACCUACGCGGCGGUGUUCUACUUGCUGGGCUACGAGCUGCUUUGGGCCACUGCCGCAGGCAGCUUUGCCCUCGCUUUCGGGACUCCAGCUCCCUUCAGGGUUGGAGCCGCCGUCACAGACGCGUGCCGAGCGCACAGGGCCACCGCGGAGCAGUCCCAGAGCCGCCUCGCCGACUCGCGCCAGCUUCCGGCGCCCCAGAGGGCUCUCGAUCUGGCUUUCAUCUGCCAGCGGGAGGCGCUGCAGCGGCCGGGUGCGGCCCCCGUUGCCGCUGGCCCGCCCGGCGCGCCCGCCCAGCUUUCGGCGGCCAGGCCGAGGCUCGCCGCCCGGACCGAUCCCAAGCGACCCGCCAAGGUUGCAAAGGUGCGGACGGCGCGCGAGCUCCUUCAGCUCAAACCGGGUGCCGACCGGUCGGCCAUGGAACGCCAGUUCCGGCGGUUGGCCACGCCGCACCGCCCGGACAGGGCGCGCCAUCGCCCAUUGUCCGCAUCGGACCGCGCGGACGCCUCUCCCCUCUGGUCCAGGUUCUGCGACGCGAAGUCGCUCCUGCUUGGCGCGCCCGGUGCCCCCUCCAGCAGCGCCCGGCUCGGCAGCACCUCGAAGUGGCGCGACGCGCCGCUUGCGCCGGGGGACGGCGCCCGCGUUCCGCAUACUUUUUCCGACCGCGCCCCGCGACGCCAGUCGGACUCGCAGGACGCGCCGCCAGUGGCGUCGCCGCGGGGCUCUCGCCGCGCACCGCCGCCGCGGGGCGCUCGCGCGAGCACCCGCUCGGCUGGCCCAGCCGCCCGCUUCGCGGCCGCUCCGCCGCCGCGCGGCUCCGGCAGCGACCCCGCUUGCGACCUCGCUUCCGGAGCUCGCGACCCGCCCACGGUCACCGGCUCGGCGAGCUCCGGGAGCUUGCCGGUUGGCGCAUUCUCGGCGCGGGGCGCCAGGUCUCUUGGCCCCGCGGCCGCGCCUCGCGCCGCACUUCUGUCGGUGGACUCGCCCGUUGAUAGCGCGGAUCUCCCCCAACCUAGCGGAGCCGCGCACGAGAAGGGCUCAGACGCGUUGGUUAUGCUGGGAACAGGCGAAGAGACUGGCGAGAGCGCGGGAGAGCUGGCGAAGCGAAUGCAGACGCUCUUAGCCGAGCUCGAGCGGCGCAAGGAUGCGAUGCGCAUCGCCCGCUCUCGUCUUGCUGAUUGCGUCAGAGAGGCCGCCUCCGCUGGAUUCCCUGAGGCGGCGGCGUACUCGCCCUCGCCUGUGGCAGCGCCAACUGCCCUCGCGGAGGUGGACAGCGCCGCCGAGGCGGAGGCCAGGGUUGGUACGGGCUUGCACAGCGAGGCAGGCCUGCGGCGCUGCUACGGCCACCUGGCCGUCCAGAUGGCCUCGUUGGACGAG